UCCUGUAUUCUAAUAUGGUAAUAUCUCCAUGUUCAGAAGUGCCAUUCUUACAGGAUGAUAUUCUUUUCAUUUAUUUAUUUUCCAAACUUGCAUUCUCAGAAUAAUUGUAAAGGGGCAUUUCAUUUUCAGCUCCUUACUUUUGAAUAUAACUUUAAUUGUGACUUUUUACAUUUUUCCACUUUUUGUUGAAUCUGCUAUCAACUGUUACCUGUAUAUUGCUGACUCUACAUUGUAAAUGGUGCAAAUCUACACACAGCAAGUAUAUAAGAAAUCCUUAGCACUCUUACUUGUUUUGCCUUCUAUGAACAAACUCUGGAAAAUAUUUUCCUCCUAUGAAUUCACAGAUGUUAAAAACAGCAAAUAUUCUUUUCAGAAAUGCAUCUGCUUUUCCAUGGGUUUAAUCACUGCAACACUUUUUCCUUUGAGUUUUAUGGAAUGAUAAACCAGUGAAGCCGCAGGUGGACUUGCCAGACAUUUGGUUAAUUUCUUUGUGGAGGGUGGAGGCCCUAGUUCUUUUAUAAACAUCUGCUCAGUGAUACCAUUUUCAGAAAAAGCCUUCUAGAAGCCAGUGGGUGUGUUCUUGGUUGAUGCGUUUUUUGGCAUGCUGAAAGGAGUGUGAACUAUAAGGAGAAGUGCUCAACUCUGGCCAGAGAGCAUGCAGAAUUGGUAGGACAGUAAGAGGAAUGGGGUGUUGGGUUGCAAGUAAUAAUAAUUGCUCAUAUCUGAAAGAGCAACUGGCAUUGUUUCUCAAGGCCUGGAUGAACAGGCGACUGUUGGUUUAUACAAGACUAUACAUUUCAAGAAUAAGAGCAUUAUAAUUCUUGGACACUUGAUUGUUGCCAGGGGUCUGAGCCUCUCUGAAUAGGUUAUGCUUUUUACAUUAAAUGAAUGCAAGUCCACACAUGAUUAUAAAAUAACCUGUGUAUAGAAAAUACCACAGCUAAUUUCACAUUAUAACCUUAAACAUGAAUUUCUUAAUCUUCUGUAUUGGUAAGAUUGGAAAAAAAAUGAUAAACCUGGGCCAUAAUGUUAUUGUCUUAGCACUUUGUAUAUUACACUAUGGAUCUAAAAAUAAUGCAUUAUGGUGCAAGGGCAGUAAGUAUCAACAGAUGUGGAAAUUUUUCUGUUUUUUUUUUUUUUUAUCAAGCCUUUUUUAAUACUUUUAAAUCUUUUAUCUGAAAUUUGACUUUGAUUUAUUAAUUGACUGAUUGCUGGCAUUCAUGGUGAGGUUUGGCUCAGGAUGAUAUUACCAUCUACAUAGUCUACUGACAUAUACAGGGCAGAAGCAUUAAACAGCUUUUUGUAUAUUAAAUCUCAUGUAUAAUCUGUUCAAAACAAUAUGAAAAUCUAGAGGUAAAACCACACAGUUUGUUUGCUUAUUUACAUUUUUGGUCAUUUGUAAUUCAGGUAAGAAAUUGGUUAAUUAAAAUUCACUUUUUUUCCUUAUUGCAUGUGUUUGUUUUUGAGCACACUCUUAGGCCAGCAUAGAUAUAGGGUUCUUUCAGUGAGGAUUUGUUUUCGGGGGAAGGCUUAGCACACCCAUUGUGGGAGACACCCUAGUGAAGGUCUAUUGUAUGUUCAUGCCUCAACCACCUCCUUUUGAUCUAGAGAAACAGUGUUUGUACUCUCAAGUAACUUCUUGAGCUCCACACCGUGCUGUAGAUAAAGAGCCAAGCACCCCUGUGCAGGAACCUCAUUUUAACUCGCUAAACUCAAGAACUUUUGUGACCAAAGGAGUGAAAUCUAAAGUCCACAUAUAAUACAAGCAUAAAAAUGUACACCAACUGCUCAAUCAAAAGCUUUAUCUAAGAGCUUGGUUCACAAUUUGUGAAAAGCUGCCACCAUUGUACAAAAUCAUUGGGCAGUUUUACAAUCCAACUCCCUUAAUUUAUUAACUAGAUCCUGUUAUUUUAACUCUUGCUCAGCAGGGCUGAAGGAUUUCUUGACUUGCUCAUGAUUUCUCAGACUGGUUUCAAAUUUCCAAAGAAUCACAAACUCGGCACAUUUGUACAGCCAUUUGACAUACAAUCUGGCAGUGAAGGUGAAUGUUUUUCUAGAUAUGCCAAGUUCAGCUGCAGUCUCUGUCCACGUCUCCUUUUUCUAGUCUACCAUGGUACAACAGACACACGACAAACAGAAUAGCUUUUCUUUGCAGCUGCACCGUAUGCAUGGCCCUUGCCAAACAGUUGUCAUUGUCUGCAGCUCUUGCACAUCCCUACAAUUAAACAGUGAAGGGAUGUCACAAAAAACAAACAAAAAAAAAACUCUGACUUGAUAAACCAUACCUGACAGUUCCCAAUGAGCCAAUUCUACUAUAUGUUUCAGUUCCCAUUGACAAAACAGGAAGCAAUUCCAUUUUUGUUUUUACAAACAUAGCUGCAAAAACAUGUGUAAAUACUAGGAAAAGGAGGGUAGAAUGGUUGGUUGCCAUAACUAUCCACUUAUGAGAUUGGCGCUUGGUUGGUGCCAACCCAACACAGACUGACAACGGAGGCACGUGUAAAAAAAAAAAAAAACCUAAAUUUUUCUUCAGCCGUGGGACACAUCUUCUGUGUCCCACCAGCCCUAACACAGUCCUCAAAAUACACACACAAAGAAGGAAAAAAAAAAACGCCACACACCAAAUCAUCUACCUCCUCCUGACUCUGGCACCCUUAGUAGUGGCUGCAGGUCCAUCUUGUAGCCCACCCAGAAGUGCUGCAGGUGCUCACUGACCUACUUCUGGCUGCACUUCGUGUGGCUGCGCUCCUGCCCAGAUGGGCUCGUUAAGCCAUGCAGCUCCCCCUGGCGCAGGGCACAGAGCCCAACCAAGAUGAGCUCUGGUGUUCCACGACAGUGGCCCCAACGCAACCCAGGGGGACUGCCAACAAAAGGUUCCGAGGGACGUAGCAUGGCUUCCAUGGCUGCUCCCCCGGAUCUCGUGACAAAGGGGUGUCCUGGCCAUCCACCACAGUGCCCCUCUCUCAGCUGAUCCCCGUGGGGCACAGGGGCUUGUCCCGUAAGGGCUGGUCUCCUCCAGGAUGGGGAGUUGACAUCCUCCUGUCCACGGCCCUGUCCUGCAGCAACAAAAGCAGGAGGUGCUGCCCUAGCACCUGCAUCCUUCACACAACACCUCCAGCCAUGGGUACAGCGGUUGCACUCAAAGCAAUGCCGCUCCCCUCUGGUGCAAUCCCUGCGGGACCGAAAACAGGACAGUAAGUCCUGCCCCUACAUCCGCCCAGCUGAGGGUGGCUGGUGGUUCCGCCCCUCCCCAGCACAGCCCUCCACUGUCUGCGAGCAGACGGGCUUACGCUGCGCACUGUUUGGAGGCCCCUUUUUCCGGGCUCUCCUCUUGUUCUGGGGUGCACCAACAGUCUGGGUCCCCUUAUGGGAAGAAGAGGGACCCCAUGCCGUCUGCACCCCUUUGGACGCCCACGAGACCAGUGCUCCUGCACACUCCUCUGCUGCGCUGUCAGUGCACAGGUUGGGGAAGCUCCUCCAGCUCCUGUACAGCCAAACACAGGUUAGCUUCGUCGGCUGGCAGUGGACUCGGACUUGCCUCAUUCCACCUUACUGACCAAGAGUCCUGCAGCUCCUGUUCCUUCUCCACCGAUGCCCUCAGGGUUUCAUCGGGUUUGGGGCAGAGGUUCGUCGCUCCCACUUGUACUUUACAUACGGGAAGAUGACAACCAUUCUCCACCCCCUUACCUGCCACAAGGAAGCGACUUCGCUCCUCCACAAUAGGGAAAGCUGUGUCGGGGAAAUCAUCCGGGAGCUCCUCCUCCACCUGCUGACCUGUGGAGAAAACAGGGACCGGACCUACCUCGCUUGUCACGCUGUGAAUCCGCGCCACCGACGCAGACCUAGGCCACCAGCGGGUCACCACACAAAGCCCCAAAAGACAGACCGGAAUCCUGCCCGCUAUGCCAGUGUGAGAUUGGCACUUGAUUGGCACCGACCCGAGAGACUGAAAACGGAGGCACAUGUAAACACAAACAAAAAGAACUUUUAAUUUCUUUCUUCAGCUGUGACCCACCAGCCUUAACACAGUCCUAAAAUACACACAAAGAAACAUCACCCAAAAGCACACUCUUUGUCUUCCACUCCUCCCAACUCUGGCAUCCUGAGUAAUGGCUGCAGGCUCUCUUUAUAGCCCACCCGGAAGUGCUGCAGGUGCUUGUUGACCUACUUCUGGCUGCACUUCUGGGUGUGGCUCUGGGACGGGCUCGUUAAGCAGUGCAGCGCUAUGCAGCUCCCCCUGGUGGAGGCCGAGAAGCUCAACCAGGAUGAGCUCUUGUGUUCCACGAAAGUGGCCCCGGUGCAACCCAGGGGGGCUGCCAACAAAGGUUCCGAAUGACGUAGCAUGGCUCCCAUGGCUGCUACCCCGGAUUCAGUGACAAAGGGGCACCCCGGCCCUCCGCCACACACUAUACAAUAGUUCUUCAUAGAUGUAACAUGAUCAGGUCUGGAAAGAGAUACUGAGGAACAUUGACCAACAGUAUAUAUUCCCAUUAGCAGCAUAAGUAAGAUAUUCUGGUAGUCGUAUACAGACUAAUAAAGGGAAAUACUGAUCGAAAACUGAGUAUAUUGAGUCUACCAUAGAAUUUCAUUCUUUACUAUGUCAAAUUGCAUGGGUACCUAAAAUCUUGCCUAGUGGUCUCUCCACACCAUAAUGCAGUAUUGGUGAAAAGGCUUACAUCUCGCACGCAGGAGAAACGGUUGGCUGGCUUUCUGCUGCUGGCCAUCUCCAUGUUUUGCUUGUCGUUUUAAGAGCUAAGCUGUUUUAAGAGUUAGUGUCUCUAGCAGAACUUCAUAUUGUCUUCCGAGAAGAUCACGUCUCAUCUUCCAUGUCUCCCUCCCAAAGAUUUUUUUUUUAUAAUAGAGAGAUAACAUUGAAACCAUAAAAGGAUGAGUCUUGAGUUCUAGACCACGUUGGCCACAUUUAAUUUUAUAAUGUUGCAUUUGCUUUCCUAACUAAUAUAUAUAGCUAAAUCAGAAAAAAAUCAUUAUAAAUUGAGGGGUAAAAACUGUAUUACAGUGGAAAGCUGGCAUUGUGAAAUUAUUUUUACUGAAACAGUACAAGUAACAGGAGUCAACAUCAUCAGCAUUUUCAAAAUGUUGCCUUGGAGUACGUGGUUUUUUUUUUUUCACCCUAAAUAUCUUGUCAUACUUGGUACAUUAUUAUUAAAGGUUUGAUCAAGGCUCUUUAACCUUUGUGUCUCUAAUAUAUACAUGUACUGUAGAUGUUCUAAAUAAGCUAAAAAGCUAAUGCAUGUUUCUUUUGUUUUUUGGUAUUUUUGUGAGCAAACUGAAAAUGGAGAGCUUCUGUAAACCACACUUGAACAGCUGUAUGGACACCAUUCCUAUGAUAUUCAGGGGGAAUUUAGGGUGAAGUCUCUGCAUUCAGAAGCACUCUGUGAAGAUCCAACUGUGAAGACCCUACUCAUUAGAAGCUGAGAUUCAUUCCCUUCACUCUUUGAUGCUGCCUUAUCAUCAUUUACUGAGGAGUACAUUUACCUUAAAGUCUCUGGCGGCUAUGGAAACCAAGAGGAUGUGCAGACGGUUCACCAUGGCUGGAGUUCACUUGAUUUUGGCUAUGUUGCUGAUUUCUUGCACUUCCAAGUUCUCGGUGGAAGGAAAUUCUUGGUGGUCAUUAGCCAUGAAUCCCAUUCAGAGGCCAGAAAUGUAUAUCAUCGGAGCGCAGCCACUGUGCAGUCAGCUUACAGGGCUUUCCCAGGGCCAGAGGAAGCUGUGCCAGCUGUACCAGGACCACAUGGUCUACAUCGGCGAAGGAGCGAAGAUGGGAAUCAAAGAGUGCCAAUUUCAAUUCAGACAGAGGCGGUGGAACUGCAGCACUGUGGAUAACACGUCUGUGUUUGGCAGGAUCAUGCAAACAGGCAGUAGAGAAACUGCUUUCACCUACGCAAUCAGUGCAGCCGGUGUGGUGAACGCUAUCAGCCGUGCUUGCAGGGAAGGUGAGCUGGCCACCUGCGGUUGUAGCCGGGAACCCCGACCAGAAGGCCUACACCGAGACUGGCUUUGGGGAGGCUGUGGAGACAAUGUCAACUAUGGCUAUCGUUUUGCAAAGGAGUUUGUCGAUGCCCGUGAAAGAGAGAAAAAUUUUCCAAAAGGCUCAGAGGAACAUGCCCGCACCCUUAUGAACCUGCAGAACAAUGAAGCUGGGCGAAAGGCUGUCCAAAAACUCGCAGAUGUGGCCUGCAAAUGUCACGGAGUGUCAGGUUCCUGCAGUCUCAAGACAUGCUGGCUGCAAUUGGCUGACUUCCGGAAGGUAGGAGAAUUCCUCAAGGAGAAGUAUGACAGUGCAGCUGCCAUGAAGAUCAAUCGCAAAGGCAAGCUGGAGCUGGUCAACACUCGCUUCAAUCCUCCCACCUCCGAAGACUUGGUGUACAUCGAUCAAAGUCCAGACUACUGCCUGCGGAACGAGACCACUGGUUCCCUGGGCACACAGGGACGUCUCUGCAAUAAGACAUCUGAGGGGAUGGACGGCUGUGAACUCAUGUGCUGUGGCCGGGGUUAUGACCAGUUCAAGGCCUACCAGUAUGAGCGCUGUAAUUGCAAGUUCCACUGGUGUUGCUAUGUGAAGUGUAAACGGUGCUCAGAAAUGGUAGACCAGUUUGUCUGUAAAUAGGACUGAGAGACCGUGGCAAAGAAGAAAACAUUUACUUAAAUAAAUGGAAAAUAAUUUAUAACUUUUUUAUUAAAAAAUGGAAAAAGGAUAAAAAAAAAAGGUUUUCUUUUAAGGAAGGGUCCUGUACCUUUUCCAGUUAAUACAUGCCUGUGUGUAACAACUGACUGGUUCUGACAUUUCUUGAAGUUAAAAAAUAAGAUACCCCAACAAGUCACACUUCUGGUUCUGUGUGUCAGACAGUCCGUCCAUUUCCCCAUUUUUCUGAAUAAGACGUUCCUGAAUGUUACUUUGGGCUGUUCAUUUGAAGUCUCUUUGGUUACAGAAGGGAAUAUUUCCUCAACAAUCAAAAGAAUAAUUCAAGUGAGGAAGCAGACAGGAAGGGUGACGUUUGCACGAACUGUCCUUUGCCAUCCGGUAUUUCCUAAGGUUUACACCAUUUGAUGAAGUGCAUCCUUACUGAUCUGGCACUGGCGGCUCCCCCAUUUUAUGGUACUAUAUUAUUCUGCAGAGUUUUUAUAUAAUAAAUGCUGUCCGUGUGACUAGAAUACAUCAUGUGGCUUCAAGAGUGUGAAUAGAAAUGCAACAUAUUUAUUCCUUUCAUAAUUAAAUCCACAUAAAACAAAUUUAUUUGAAGGGGAGUCAGCACCUAUUGAUGAAGACAAUGGUUAUUCUAUUGAAAUGGACUGAGAGAAACCCACAAGAACAUCCCUUCCGAAAAGCUCUUAGAAACAAAAUUCUCUCAUGGACCCAGUAACGAGAUCCAGUUGAAAAUAACAAUAACUUCAGUUGUGAAUGCGUCUAAAGUGACACCAGAAGAAACAUUUGAGGGAAUGAAUACAAAUUCUUCUGAACACAGGAUUACCAGGGGAUUUUGCGCAAAUGUUUUACUCAGAAUUAUAUAGAGGACAACGAUCACAGUAGAGGUAGAUUUGAUUGAUAUGAAAAGCAAAGAGGAAACAAAAAAUAGAAAAACUGCAACCAUAAAAUUAGCAGGAAAAAGUGCCUUAUCCAGAUUGACUGACCUUCACAGGGAAAACAAACACACACAAGAUCCAUUCACAUUUCCUAAGAAUUUGGUGUAUCUUGUUAUGGAAAUCUACAAAAAAACGUGUAUUCAAAUUAAGAGUAUUUCCUUAAGAUGGUGUGUUGAGGCCAUGUUUAGCGGUUACAAUGGACUUCAUACUUUUGUUUAAAAUCCACUUUAAUAACCUGGAUGUCCCCAGUGUGCCGGACAGAGUAAAAAACUUGACCACUCAAGUGUUCCUCUUCCUUCUAAUAAAAUCGUGAAUGCCGGGUUGGCAUGUACAGUAGAUCUAUGGAAUUUAAGUUCAACAAGGGUAACAUUAGGACCCUUUCUACUGUUGUGUUUAAACAAUGUGAGUAAAUAUCUCUGGAAUCAUCUUAUCUCUUACCCCAAUGAAAAAUAAUUAUUGUACUACCAAAUGCUUUUAUUUGAAAUUGUAAUGUCUUCUGAUAGUAAAAAUCAAGCAAAUGUGUUUAAAUCAAAAUUGCAAUAACUGGAUGCCUAGUUCAUAUUUUUGUAUUACCACUUAUCAAGUUAUUAAUAAGAUAUGAAUAUUAAAGUUUAGGACUAUAUUUGUCAA
Polypterus senegalus (gray bichir) is the source of this 8232-nucleotide messenger RNA. It is a transcript of the gene wnt5b, whose product is annotated as wingless-type MMTV integration site family, member 5b. The record is from RefSeq and is a predicted model, not a curated record. Gene Ontology annotation, molecular function: frizzled binding; cytokine activity. Lineage: Eukaryota; Metazoa; Chordata; Cladistia; Polypteriformes; Polypteridae. Gene Ontology annotation, biological process: multicellular organism development; neuron differentiation; canonical Wnt signaling pathway. Gene Ontology annotation, cellular component: extracellular region. Bases 5459 to 6628 code for a protein of 389 amino acids. The transcript has 6 exons.